Mollisia scopiformis is the source of this 1320-nucleotide messenger RNA. RefSeq lists its product as uncharacterized. Bases 1 to 1320 code for a protein of 439 amino acids. The transcript is spliced from 2 exons. NCBI's taxonomy places the organism in Eukaryota, Fungi, Ascomycota, Leotiomycetes, Helotiales, Mollisiaceae. The record is from RefSeq and is a predicted model, not a curated record.
AUGGCUACCACCGAGACAGCACAACAAAUGCAUGAAUCGCCCUCGAAACUGACUGAAAUGCCAGAUCGUCCUGGACGUCGUCGCCCGUUCUCGUCAUGGAUGAAGAAGCUGGCCAACUUCAAAGCCGGAUCUUCCGCAGAUUCUGGAAGUCCUGCGAGUACGAAACGGAACACAUAUCAGAUGAGAUCGAAUGGAAAGAAGCCAUCGCCUUCGAAGAACAACAAUCCAUACCCUCAGUCUGGCGUGAUGAAUGGCAAUGACUUCACCGCGCCGAAUGGUCAUAGGUCGUUCUCGACAGUUCCAACUGGCACAUCGAUGAGUACAACCUCUCUGGACCGAAGUAGACGAUCCUUUCGAUCAUCUCUAGAUGGACUCCCUCCUCCAACCAUCGGAAACAAAUCUAUGGCUGCUACAUCGUCGACAGAUCACGAUGCGGCGCAUUCAGAUGCUGCGCCUUCACACGCACCCUCAUCUGGACAAGGGACAAAUGCUACAGCUGGAUGCGGAGUUAGUUCUGGCAGAGGUGCUGACAGCACUUUCUCUUCUCCAGCACAUUCGGUACGGUCGCUAACUACGACACUGACAACAAUACAAUCAGUGGCCCCGCAGGCAGCGACUGGGACGCACCACAAUUCGAACACAAACAAUUCCCAGAGCAUACAGUUUGUUCACCAGUUCCCUACCUCUCCGCCUCCGAAUGCAUUACCAGCACAUCUCGUUCCUCAAGGAAGUGGUGGACAUCCUGCGACCUACAAUACAGCGACUGCCAAUAACCUCCUUACCGACAACGCUUCGAUCCUGACACUUGCUUCGUCAUCAAAGAGAAGGAGAAGGAGAUCUAUGGACACCGAUGCUUCGGUUCGAGCACUGGCUCCCUCCUCUUUGUUCGGAGGCAGUCGAGAAAGUCUACCAUUAAGUGUGCUAAGUGCUAAUAUCGAUCCAAGUGGCCCACCACAUCAGACUCGACCAAGUGUUGGAGGACUGAAUGAAAGAGCUAGUAUAUACUCUGCGACGGGAGUCGCUCCCGCUCUCCCCAGUGAACGAAAUAGCUACUAUGCAGGCAAGCAGUCAAUGGCAGCCGAUGGCAGUAGCAUAAAGAGUGGAUUACUUGGUCACGGACGGAACGAUAGCAUAAGCGGUAGCAUAGGUGGUGUUGUGGCGCCUGGAAGUCCUCUCGCAAGCCCACGAGACUUGACGGCGCAGAAUGGGAAAUUGAGCCGGACAAACUCUGCUUGGGGAGAGGGAGGGGAGGGGGGAAAGAAUGAUUCUGCCGAUGCUGAAGCCGAUGGCGAAUAUUUGAAGGAAGCCGAAAAAUCGUAA